Pomacea canaliculata is the source of this 7008-nucleotide messenger RNA. RefSeq names its product ABC transporter B family member 1-like. Lineage: Eukaryota; Metazoa; Mollusca; Gastropoda; Architaenioglossa; Ampullariidae. The record is from RefSeq and is a predicted model, not a curated record. Gene Ontology annotation, molecular function: ABC-type oligopeptide transporter activity; ATP binding; ATP hydrolysis activity. The transcript has 20 exons. Gene Ontology annotation, biological process: transmembrane transport. Gene Ontology annotation, cellular component: membrane. Bases 807 to 3275 code for a protein of 822 amino acids.
ACACAUGACGUCAGACACAAGCCACCAUUGGUGCAGGAAAUAAUACAAGACAGACCACAACUCACUACAAACAUCCACCUCCAGCCACAGCACUCAUCUUCUGUGGAUCCACCAUUGUACAGGACACAAUACAACACCUGCCACAGCUCACUACAAACAUCCACCUCCAGCCACAGCACUCACUCUCUUCGGAUUGUCUUUGGAUCCACCAUUACUCUUUGCCAGUCUGUCAGGAACUUCUCAGAGCCCAGAGAGCCCAGAACUACAUGCUGCGCGCAUUGUAUUCACCAAGCGGACGGCCGACCAAGUCACACCACUGGCUGCCAUGCAGUUUGUGCUCCAUCGAAUUCAAGAUCGCCAUAUUUUGUUAACGUACAGCUGGGCAGAUGAUGUUGGCCCUGUUUUGGUUUAGAGGUCAGUGACUGUGAUGACACCAACUUCCACUCAUGAGCCGGAAUGACUUGUUGCUGCCCACACGACAAGAGGGGAAGGGGGAGGGGUGAUAGUUUCUGUAAGACUCGACUCUCGAGUCACAGAGGGAUGAGUGACAUGAGACUAAACAGCCAGCACGUACAGCGAGGGUGGUCGAGCCGCACCUGCUGCAGGACUAAUUCUAUAUUGCCUUGACAGGCCGAGUCGACCGCCAAUCCCGCUUUGAUCUCCUCCGGAACAUAAAAAAUCCUGUUUCGGCAUAGAUCAAAGAUAAUGGUCAACGGGGAUAAAAUAAAUUCUACUGUUCAGUUUGAGCUAUAUACCGUUCUAGAACUAACCGGGGUGCAACUACCUAAUAACAGUAAACUACUAAAAUGCCACAUACAAUAAGUUCAGGGAACAGUCAAAGCAUUGAAAGACAGGAAGGAGAUUUGCCUGAAGUACCAGAUGGCCCUGCAUAUGAUGUCAGCUAUCAAUACUACUCCUUACCCACCUGGCGUUUCACCAACAUCCUGCGUUUAAUUGUUAUCCUGGAUGGCCUGUUGUGUGUCAUUUUAUGGCUGUGUGGUGGUGACACCAAGUACUUUGAAGACAAUAUUGUUCACUUCCAGUUCACCCAGUCAGUAUUUGAUAUUGCGAUACUGGCAAUUGCCAAAACUGUAAUUCUUAUCAUCAUCUCUGCAGCAAUGGAGGAAACAUCCUUCAAGCUUCUUGAUACACCUUUUGACUCUGAGCUGGAGAAACGAGCUGUGCAGUUACAUGUUGCAAUCAAAGUUGUGCCGCUUGCCUGUCUUGCCUUUGGCAUUGUAAAGGGAGCAUUAAUUCUUAAUGCACUUCUCAGUGUUUCAGGAUACAAGGCAAUGCAUGCAACAUAUGAUGCAGCAUGCAUAGCUUUUAUAUGUUUCUCACUUUUAGAGCUGUUAAUAGCAUUAUUCAGUGGUCAUGCCAUGCGAAAGCUGCAGCUUCUGAGAGUGUUACAUCAGUUCAACAGCACUGGUCAGGAGCUGGAUGAAAAUGGUCAUGCCAUUCAUAAGAAUCCAGGCCUGCUAAAACUUCUUUCCCUUGCAAAAGGGGAAAUACCACUUCUGCUGGGAGGACUCCUAGCCAUGCUUGGUUCCAGUGGCUCACAGAUUGUGGCACCACUGUUAUUUGGCAAAGUUGUUGAUGCUGCUAAUAAAAGCAUAGAUGAGCUCAAUGAAACUGUAUUGAUUCUGCUUGGAGUGUAUGUUGGUGGUGCACUUGCCUCAAUGGUUCGUGCCUAUCUCUUUGUUUUGGCUGGUCAGCGCAUGGUUGCUCGUCUCAGAAAGAAACUCUUUGGCAAGAUUGUAACUCAAGAUAUUGCUUUCUUUGAUGUCAACAGGACGGGAGAAUUGUGCAACAGACUGGCAUCAGACACCCAGGUUUUGCAAAAUGCUGUAACUGUAAAUAUCUCCAUGCUGACCCGUUACAUGUUACAAAUACUAGGGUCUUUAGUCUUCAUGUUUAUCUUGAAUCCAUCACUAACAGGAGUCCUUCUGGCAGUUGUUCCAGUUGUCUCUUUGACUGCUGUGAAGUAUGGCAGAUUUGUGCAAAGAAAACGUAAGGAGUUCCAGGACAAGCUGGCAGAUGCUGGCACACAGGCAGAAGAGGCCCUAUCCAGUAUUCGCACAGUGCGCAUGUUUUCAGGUGAAAAAAAGGCAAACGACCUCUAUGGUAAAGACAUUGAAAAAAGCUACCAGGUUGGCAAGCAGCUAGCCUUGGCUCAAGGCACAUUUGAAGGUGUUAUUGGAAUUUUGGCAUAUGGCGCAAUCACACUGGUAUUGUGGUAUGGAGGCAAACUGGUGUAUGAGGGUAAUCUGUCUGCAGGAGUACUGACCUCAUUUCUUUUGUACACACUACAAGUGGCCAUAGCAUUUGGUUUGCUCUCAUCCCUCUAUGGAGACUUUAUGCAGGCUGUUGGGGCUUCUGUCAGAAUCUUCUCACUUCUUGAAAGAUCUCCCACUAUUUCUAGUGAAAAUGGAAAGAUUCUGCCCAAUCUUAAUGGAUAUGUUGAAUUUAAAAAUGUUCGGUUCACUUAUCCGUCCAGGCCAGAUGUGGAAGUCUUGAAGGGUAUUUCCUUCACUGUGAAACCUGGUGAAAUGGUUGCACUGGUUGGACCUUCUGGUGGUGGAAAGUCAACCAUUGUCAGCCUUAUUGAGCGCUUUUAUGACCCAGACUCUGGCACAAUAUCCUUAGAUGGGUAUGAUAUUAAGUCACUAGAUGCCUUAUGGUUCAGACAGAAGAUUGCUAUGGUAAGCCAAGAGCCAACACUGUUUGCCUUCUCCAUUCAAGACAAUAUUGCUUAUGGGUGUUGUGCUACCGAUGAAGAGAUUACAGAGGCAGCCUGCCAGGCCAAUGCCCAUGAGUUUAUUUCACAAUUCAAAGAUGGCUACAAGACACUAGUGGGUGAACGCGGUGUCAGACUUUCUGGUGGCCAGAAGCAGCGCAUCGCUAUUGCUCGUGCUCUCAUCAUCAACCCAGUGCUGUUGCUGUUAGAUGAGGCCACUAGUGCUCUUGAUGCAGAAAGUGAGCAUCUUGUGCAAGAGGCUAUUGAUCAUGCCAUGAAGCACCGCACUGUUGUUGUCAUUGCUCAUCGUCUUUCAACUGUCAGGAAUGCUUCCAAGGUGAUCGUUAUUGACAAAGGAACAAUUGCUGAGAUGGGUACCCAUGAUGAGCUGAUACAACAGAAUGGUGUCUAUAAGCGCCUUAUCUUACGGCAGUUGACUGUUGGGUCUGUUGAUGAGACCUCCAGAAAAAAUCUCAACAGUGGUGGUUCUGGAGCUACUGAAGUCUUUCAAGAGCCUAAAGGCAACAUUCAGACUUGAUUCGCCACAGAUUUGUUGGUGUAAUAUGCAUGAAUGUGACUGUUCUGUUUUCUCUGACUGUUUUUAAAUCUAGCUGAGAUGUUUAUAUUUAGGAAAACAGGAAUCUUCAUAGCUAGUAAGGCAUCAACCUUAGGAACAGAAUUGCAUCAUAUAAUCUACAUAAUCAAGUAGCUUAAAAAAAAAAAGACUUCCCUUAAAUGAUUCCACAUUUUCUGCUUCAUGAACCUGAGGAUCUUGUUGAGAAAUCACUCUCUUAUAUUUACCUGUCUUCUGCAUAAACAAUUACUGACUGGUAUUUACAUGUGUCCUCUGUAAAAAUGUGUCAUCAUUGGAUUGUGAUAUAUGUUGCUGGUGUGAGUGCACAAAAAUUCAUCAAAUUAAUCCUUCAUCCUUGAAAAUUCUACUAACUGUGAAGAGUAAGAUGUUUAUAAUAUAUAAAGGCAUAUAGUUCUACUUUUACAAAUAAAUUAUUGUUGUACAGACCAGAAUGAAGAAUAUGUAAACACACUAUCAUAUAGUAAAUAAAUAUUAGUAUAAUGAAUGCAAAAAAGAUGAGAAUUAAAAAUGUGUGAACACACUAUAAAUAAUUAAAUAUUUAUGAGUGAAAUAAGUGCAAAUGCAGGCUGUAAUGACGGAGCUUGUUGAUAUUUUUGGCAGAGAGUUUUUUCCUGUCAAUAGGCCAUGCAGUUGUUUCAUCUUUCGAUGACUUAAGAAGUCAUUGUAAAGCUCUAUGCUCCGUCACUUAUUGCAGCACGAAGGCAUAUUUGUGCUGACUUGUAGUUCUGCACUUGCUUUUGUCUGUAAUAGCUUGAUAGGGUUCUGUCCAGUACUGGACUCAGGAUAUAGUCCCUCUAGAUCAGGGGUGGGUAAUUAAUUUUCCCAAGGGGCCGCAUGAGAAACUGGGAUGGUUUUAGAGGGCCAAACUAAUAUAGUUAACUCUGUUUUACCCAAUAUACUGUAUAUAUAGUAUAUAUACUGGCGGGCGGGCCAGCUGGCGGGCCGGUCAGAAACAGGAGGCGGGACGGAUCCAGCCCGCGGGCCACGCUUUGCCCAGAUCUGCUCUAGAUUAUAAUGAGAAAUGUUCUAUUUGAGGAACUGCUUCUAGGCUGCUUCACGAGACUGGUAGUCAUGUAGUGGGGGGUUAUGAGAUUCAAUUCUGCAGACAGCAAACCUAUGAAAAGCCCUUUUAAUAAUACUUUACAACAGAAGACUCAAUAACCAUGGGUAUUGUUGGUGCCAUCAGAUUUUGCCAAUCUGCACAACUCUGGAUUCGGUGCUCUGAUGAGUCUACUGACAAUGAAAUUAGCCUUGUCCUGUUACUCCAGGGGAAAAAAGUGUAAAACUAAAGAUUUAAAACAUCCAGUAGAAUAGGUUAAGUUUUUUGGUAACCUUGAUGUAAAUUAAUGUACCCAAAGGUUGUGAGCGGGUGAUUUUAUUCUCCCUCACAUUAAACCAGACCAGAAAGAAUUUUCUCGUUGUAUGUUUUGGUGAGAAAUGAUAUGUACACCAUAAAAACUUGUAUGGUUGCACGCCAUGAAAUGCCACUGUAAUCUGUAUCUGCACCUCUACUACGUUUUCAGCACAUUUACUACUGCUAAGCCUUACCUCUGAAAAUCUGUACCAGCUUGAUGGGGAAUUCUUCCCCUAUUAGAUUUAUUUUUGAUAGUUUUUUUAAGACCAGGUAUUCUUUCUAAAAUGAUCACAAGUACUGAAAAGAAAUCACCUCUUAAUAGUUUUACUUGUUCUGAAUAGAAGCCCUCCCUAGGUCUUGAAAUCUGCCAGUCUGUUGCUUGUUUCUUAUAUGGAAUUGCUUAUUUAUACAUAUAAAAAAAUCACCAACAUUUUUGGACAUGCAUUCCAAGUGUACUAUCUGAGCAGAUGUACUCUUCAUAAAGUGCGUUCCUUUUGCCAUCUUAACUAUCACAACAUAAUCUAUGUGAGCAAUCAUUUCGUUGAGACAGAAAACAGUAAAAAAAGCAUGUUUUAUUAUCACAACUGCUUGCAUGUGUGCCUUGUUAGAAGAUUUGUGUAAACUUGUGAUAAUCUUUUUCUACAUCACCCACCAUUUUCCCACAUUGGUUUUUGUGUGUGUGUGUCAGUUGUACUACUUCAUACGAUUAGUUGGCAGCUGAUGAACAGCUAUGUCCCAAAUUAACAGCCAGUUUUACCAAAGUUCUUAUAUCAAAUCCCUUGUUUAAAAAAUGUACUCUGUGAUAAUAAUGGUGAAUUUUAGAAAGACAUUUUUAUGCAGAUACAAUCUACUGAAUAUGAUUAUGAAAUGUUUUGACCUAAAUGACAUGAAUAUGAUACCUCAUUUUUACUCUGUUUGCUCAUUUUCAAUAAAUGAUACGUCCAGGAUAAUGGAUCUAAAUAUCUAGUACAGCAUCUGUGUCCACUUAUUAAAAAUGUGCAAAGUGAAACCGAGACACUAGCCACAAUAUUAAUUCAUUUUUCACCUUAUUUUUAAAAUAGCCGUGGUAGAUGUUUCAAGUAAAUGAUUAUGUAUGUGCAUGUUUUCAUUUCUAAAACAUAAAGGUGGUGUGCUUUGAGUAGUUGAUGACACUCUUACUUCUUUGCAACUUGAAAUAGUUUAAUGUUUUUCCUUAGAUUUUCUUCCAAUAUUUUAAUUUGUGUAAUGGUAUCAUUGGUGAUGUUUGCUAAAAUUGCUGCUGAUGGUAAUUAUAUAUUGUAUCACUUUACACCUUCAAUCAAUCUGAUCUCAUUUUUGUUUUUCUUCAUCAUUUUGUUUUUAGUUAUCUCUGGUUCAUUUUGUUAAUUGCUGUAUUUAUUCUCACAUUACCAUUCUUGGCAUACUUAAGACCUCUGCCAAUUCAUCUUUCUGUAGUUAAACUUUAAGGUAAAGCUUGCUUGGUCCUUACAUUGUUGUUGUUACUCUGCCUGAGUAAUUUCACAACGGUCCGGUGGCGCAACGGUUAGCGCCUAUCACCAAUGCAGUGAAGGUUGGCUGCCCUGAGUUCAUUUCUCGUCUCGCGCACACUGUUCUUUCUCUGCAUGUGGCAUCUGUUUACAGGGCUGGCUGCCUUGCCAUGAUAUAGCCUUAGUUGCUGACACAGCAUAAAACACCAAUCCCCCCCCCCGAGUAAUUUCAUGACACCUCAAAUCAUUGUACAAUUAAACCCAUGCAGAUGAGGAAUUCAGGAAAAAAUGGAUGCAAUGUAAUCUAAGAAACAUUUAUUAAUAAGAAAGUUGUCUUUGGAAAUGGGCUAAAAUGUUCUGAAAUGAUUAUUUUAGUUUUCCAGCAGCAUACUUCUGUAUUUACAAUCUUUGGAUGGUAUGUGUCAGUUUUGCACACAAACACACACAUAUAUAUGUUUGUGUGAGCACACACAGAAGCAAGCAAAAUAAAAAUGCAAGAGCAGUAAAUAUGCUGUUGCUUCAAAACACUUUAAUAUGGUUGAAAUUGCAAUUAAAUGUUUCUUUUGCUUGUAAUAUAUUUUCAUCUGAAUGGAAUGCUAAAUUACCUGGACAAGUCAUAAGAGUAAUUCCUAGCAGCAUAUUUGCGUUAUUUUCCAUCUCACACUACCCUCCUCCCUUAACCACCACCAUAACCAUCCUUGAACACAAAAGCACAGAAGGGCUUGGGUUCUGAAUGUGUUUCAAGCAGCUUGUCCAUUUCUUUCCUCAGCUCAUAAAAAUCUUGUCCUGCUGCUUGGUAUUAAAUUUAUAAUAUGAUGCAAAUGUUUGAGAGAUUUUUAAUAAAGACAUACAAGUA